CAUCUUGCUCCUCCCACUAGCAAGAGAGGCAAACUUGGAAAUCGCUGCCAGCAUCUCUUGUGCCUCGGUCGCGGUUUAACUUUUUUCCUUACCAGAAAAAAAAAACUAAAACUAAAACGACCCAAGGAUCGCGUCCUUCUUUCGGCGCGUCAACCAACCACCUCCAGCGCGCCUCGACUGCCUUCAAGUUCAUCAAACCAAGUUGGACGUGACUGACUGAGAGCAAAUUACCAAGAGUACCUUCACUACCACGAGCAUCAACAGUCAUUCACCAUGACACGCCACAGUCGUGCAGAGGCGGAUAGAAUCCAUCACCAAGGAUUUGUUUAUUUCCCAUUCAUGCCGCCUUCAGAGCAGUAUCCUGCGCUUACCGUCACGAGAAAGUUCAGUAAGAGGAUCGACCCAGAGGAUGUGGAUCUAACCCAGCGAGAGAUGGCUGGCUUCGUUUCAGUCUACCCUCGCCUCUAUCAGGUCCCGAAAACCAUGCAGGGGCGGAUAAGAAAAUGGUACAUGGCCAACCGCAAGCUGGCGGAUUCUUGGCCUUUGGAUGGCUUUUGGAACGCGGCCGAGGACGAUGCUCAUGACCAUAUCGUCGUCAGGGAGCCGGGAGUACCGCCUGAAGCGAAGCAAAUGGCCGGGAUUGAGGAUUCGGGGAACGGAAAGCCUGCUAAGGAAAAGAAACCGAGGCCUCCAAAGGCAAAGAGAGAACAGCCGUCACAACCUCCGACCAGCAACACCAGCCAGGCCACACCUUUCCCGGCAAGUGUAGUGGCAAGGUGUCCAGAGCUGGAGCAGUGGUCCCAGCAAGCGUAUUUCGCUGCGGAGAUUAAGGCCGCGGAACGGUCCUUUGGUUACAUCCGCGGCUGGGUGGAGGAUGCACAGAGUGGCGGCCGCUCGCCUUCAAUCGUACAGCUGAAUGAGUUAAUGAACUUUGCAUCGAAUGCUUUGACGCGUGCAUCGGAAGCCGUCAAAAUAUCCUCAGCGGUGGUAGAGGACCUCAAAUCAACUCCCGCACCUCUUGUUCAUCCUGCCUUUGUGGCAUGGCAGCAGCAACAGCAACAGACUGUGAGCCAGGAAAUCGAUCCUCAGCCCCAUGUUGAGCAUAAAAAGCGGCCUUUUGAGGUAGAUGACGCAGAAAUGAACGAAGAGAAAGAACCGACAACUCAGACAGAACCCUCGGGAGCCGGCAAGGUCAGAAAGCUCUCAACCUAUAGAUCUGCACCGGAAUCAAGAUCAGGAGACUCAACACCGCUUCCGCAUCGGGAAUAUGACCAAACGGGCUCCAACCUUCCCGGUUCCCAGGCUAUAUCUACAUCAGCACCAAUACAUCCGGCGUUUCUUCAACAAUAUGCGUCUCAACAGCCCCAGCCAGUUCCCACGAAUCACACCCACAGCAGCUUCAUGGUGGCGCCGACGCACGGCUCAUCUUUGCUAUAUGUGCCGAUUGACAAUGACAACCAGCAGCUAGAAUCGGCAAGUGAAAGUGGUGGAGGCAGCGGUGGUCAUGGCGACAGUAAUGAUGAUGAAGAGGAGGAGGAGGAUGAGGAGGAGGAUGAGGAAGAGGAGGAAGAGGACGGAGGUGACGAUGCAUCGGACUAGAGAUCCGAUACCCUGACUCUACCGUCCACCCCACCUGUCUUCCAAAAGGUGAACAACUCAAUCAUCAUCAAUGGUAACAAAGGAGGAUCGACAGAGGCAACAAGAGAAGAGAAAUCGGGCGCCGGAAAGGCGUUG
Molecule: messenger RNA, 1734 nt
Organism: Neurospora hispaniola
Lineage: Eukaryota; Fungi; Ascomycota; Sordariomycetes; Sordariales; Sordariaceae
Exons: 3
Coding region: 274-1599 (441 amino acids)
Source: RefSeq, a predicted model, not a curated record